CAACAAACAAAAUCUCCCAAAUUUCACUUCAAAAGAAGAAAAAAAAACUUUCUUUUCUUGAAAAUCUUUACUAAUGGCGAAAUCUGAAGGCAAAGCUAUUGGCAUUGAUCUCGGCACGACUUACAGUUGUGUUGGGGUUUGGCAAAAUGAUCGUGUAGAGAUAAUCCCAAAUGAUCAAGGCAACAGGACUACUCCAUCCUACGUUGCUUUCACUGAUACAGAGCGGUUAAUCGGCGAUGCAGCCAAGAAUCAAGUAGCGAUGAACCCCCAAAACACUGUUUUCGAUGCUAAACGUUUAAUUGGUCGGAGAUUCUCCGACCCUUCUGUUCAGAGUGACAUGAAGCAUUGGCCGUUUAAAGUAGUUCCGGGUCCUGGUGAAAAACCCAUGAUUGUGGCAGUACAAGGGGAAGAGAAACAGUUUUCUCCUGAGGAGAUUUCUUCUAUGGUUUUGACGAAAAUGAAGGAAGUGGCGGAAGCUUUCUUGGGGACCACUGUAAAGAACGCUGUGGUUACUGUUCCCGCCUAUUUCAAUGAUUCUCAAAGACAGGCUACUAAAGAUGCAGGGGCUAUUUCUGGGCUUAAUGUUAUGAGGAUUAUUAAUGAGCCUACUGCUGCUGCAAUUGCGUAUGGUUUGGAUAAAAAAUCGUCGAGUAGUGGUGAAAAGAAUGUGUUGAUCUUUGAUCUUGGUGGUGGAACUUUUGAUGUUUCGUUGUUGACUAUUGAAGAAGGGAUUUUUGAAGUUAAGGCUACUGCAGGGGAUACACAUUUGGGUGGUGAAGAUUUUGACAAUAGGCUUGUCAAUCAUUUUGUGCAGGAGUUUAAAAGGAAGCAUAAGAAGGAUAUUAGUGGCAAUCCCAGGGCUCUAAGGCGGUUGAGAACCGCCUGUGAGAGGGCGAAGAGGACUUUGUCAUCGACUGCUCAGACUACUAUUGAGAUUGAUUCCUUGUAUGAAGGGAUUGAUUUCUAUGCUACGAUUACCAGGGCAAGAUUUGAGGAGAUGAACAUGGAUCUUUUUAGGAAGUGUAUGGAGCCUGUGGAGAAAUGUUUAAAGGAUGCCAAGAUUGACAAGGGUCAUAUUCAUGACGUGGUUCUUGUUGGUGGCUCUACUAGGAUCCCAAAAGUACAGCAAUUAUUGCAAGAUUUUUUCAAUGGUAAGGAGCUAUGCAAGAGUAUUAACCCUGAUGAGGCUGUGGCAUAUGGUGCUGCUGUUCAAGCUGCAAUUUUGACUGGAGAAGGUGAUCAGAAAGUUCAAGAUUUGCUGCUUCUUGAUGUCACACCUCUCAGUCUUGGUCUUGAAACUGCUGGUGGUGUGAUGACAGUGUUGAUUCCAAGAAACACUACAAUUCCAACGAAGAAAGAGCAGAUCUUUUCGACCUACCAGGACAAUCAACCAGGUGUGCUCAUUCAGGUGUAUGAAGGAGAGAGGCCUAUGACUAAAGACAACAACCUUCUUGGGAAAUUUGAGCUCAAGGGUAUUCCUCCAGCACCAAGAGGAGUGCCUCAGAUCAAUGUCUGUUUUGACAUUGAUGCUAAUGGCAUUCUCAACGUGUCGGCUGAGGACAAGACUGCUGGUGUGAAGAACAAGAUCACAAUUACAAAUGAUAAAGGAAGGUUAAGCAAGGACGACAUUGAGAGGAUGGUUCAAGAAGCGGAAAGGUACAAGGAAGAGGAUGAGUCCAUGAAGAAAAAGGUUGAGGCGAAGAACGCAUUGGAGAAUUAUGCUUACAACAUGAGGAAUACAGUGAGAGAUGAGAAAUUCUCAGGGAAAUUGGAUCCAUCUGACAAACAGAAGAUUGACAAGGCUGUGGAUGAGACAAUUGAAUGGUUGGAUGGAAACCAAUUGGCUGAAGUAGAUGAAUUUGAGGAUAAAUUGAAGGAGUUGGAGAACUUGUGCAAUCCAAUAAUUUCAAAGAUGUACCAAGGUGGUGCUGGUGGAGAUAUGCCCAUGGGAGGCAGUGCUGACACUGGAGCUGGUUAUGGCCAAGGAGGAUCUGCAGCUAAUGGUCCAGGGCCAAAGAUUGAGGAAGUUGAUUAAAGAUGAUAUGUUAAUAUUUCUAUAGAAAUAUAAACUGUGUGUACUAUUUUAGUGACUGCUUUUAGUGUUCAGUUCUGGUGUGAGAGAAUAAUCAAUAUUACAUCUAUGUAGACCCUAAGUUUUUCUAAAUAAAUUUCAUUUUUCAUCUUAA
Messenger RNA from Solanum verrucosum, 2186 nucleotides. RefSeq names its product heat shock 70 kDa protein 5. The record is from RefSeq and is a predicted model, not a curated record. Lineage: Eukaryota; Viridiplantae; Streptophyta; Magnoliopsida; Solanales; Solanaceae. Gene Ontology annotation, biological process: protein refolding; cellular response to unfolded protein. Gene Ontology annotation, cellular component: cytoplasm. Gene Ontology annotation, molecular function: ATP binding; ATP hydrolysis activity; ATP-dependent protein folding chaperone.